Molecule: messenger RNA, 776 nt
Organism: Oreochromis aureus
Lineage: Eukaryota; Metazoa; Chordata; Actinopteri; Cichliformes; Cichlidae
Gene: dnal1
Product: dynein, axonemal, light chain 1
Exons: 6
Coding region: 1-459 (152 amino acids)
Cellular component (GO): cytoplasm
Molecular function (GO): protein kinase binding
Source: RefSeq, a predicted model, not a curated record
AUGGACGCGUCGCUGUCCACGCUGACGAACUGCGAGCAACUGUCUCUGUCCACGAACUGCAUAGAGAAAAUAACCAACCUCAACGGCCUGAAGAAGCUGAAGAUCUUGUCUUUAGGGAGGAACAACAUCAGACUGCUCACCGGGCUGGAGGCCGUAGGUGACACGCUGGAACAGCUGUGGAUCUCUUAUAACCAGUUGGAGAAGCUGAAUGGAAUCCAGUGGCUGAAGAGCCUGAGAGUCCUGUACAUGUCCAACAACCUGGUGAAAGACUGGAGUGAGUUCAUGAGGUUGGUGGAGCUGCCGUGCCUCGACGACCUCGUGUUUGUGGGAAACCCUCUGGAGGAGAAGCACUCGGCCGAGGGGACGUGGAUGGACGAGGCCACGAAGAGACUUCCCGGCCUGAGGAAGCUGGACGCAAUCCCAGUCAUCAAGCAGGAGGGAGAAGACGGAGAGGCUUGACCCGUGCGGCCCUCGGAGUCGUCCUGUGGUUCGUCGCACUGCUGUUCGUCUUAUAGCCGACUUUCUCUUUUGUAACAGCAGCUCGGGAGUUUGUGUUCAUAUGUUUGACGGUUCCUUUAUGAUUCUCAGUGAUGCUGAUCAUUUAAAUAAAUACUUUUGAUUUUUAUGAAUAAUCACUGCUGGUUCCUUAUAGUUGGAUUUAAGAUCGGAUGAUUCAAAUAUAUUGAACGUUUGUGACACGAGGAGCAGAAACGCUCCAGGAAACUACAACAGAGUGCAUUCUGGGUAAAGUUUCAGGUUUCAGCUGUGGAAGAGGC